Molecule: messenger RNA, 3679 nt
Organism: Fopius arisanus
Lineage: Eukaryota; Metazoa; Arthropoda; Insecta; Hymenoptera; Braconidae
Product: mucin-5B-like
Exons: 6
Coding region: 217-1002 (261 amino acids)
Biological process (GO): G protein-coupled receptor signaling pathway
Cellular component (GO): bursicon neuropeptide hormone complex; extracellular region
Molecular function (GO): neuropeptide hormone activity; G protein-coupled receptor binding
Source: RefSeq, a predicted model, not a curated record
AGAAUAAAAGGUUUGGAGCCGAUGUUCAUGGGGAUGUGUGGGAUGAGGUGAGAGAAGUGGGAAAAGUACUUGUAGUUAAAGCUAUUAACUCUUGGCAGGAGUUCUCGUACCUCCUGAAGAUUUUUCGAGAUGUGAAGGGCUCGUAUAAAAGGCAAAGUGCAGUAUUUCCCACUUUCAUUCUUAUAUUAGCUCUGGCUAGUUGUUUUAUUGUGAGAGAUGAACAACAGAAUGCUUAGAAUUUUUAUAUAUUCGAUUAUUGGAACUGAGAUGAUUUCGGGCACUCUUAUCAGUCAAAAAAUUGAUGACACCUGUGAAACCCUCACGUCAGAUAUCCAUAUAACAAAAGAAGAAUUUGAUGAAGGUGGAAUUUUACUCAGAACUUGUUCCGACGAUUUAUCUGUUACAAAAUGCGAAGGCUUUUGCAACUCUCAAGUACAACCUAGCAUUAUGACAGCAACAGGAUUUUUGAAGGAUUGUUAUUGCUGCCGAGAGAGUUAUCUCAAAGAGAGAAAUGUCAUAUUACACGACUGCUACAGUCCAGAUGGAAUAAAGUUAGUAGAACCAACGACUGCAACGAUGGAGAUAAAACUACGAGAACCCGCCGACUGCAAAUGUUUCAAAUGUGGUGUUGAUGAAUGCAAGAUGACUAAGAUGUUACACGUACUCAAGGCUGACGGAUGUCUUCCGAAACGAAUCCCCAGUUUCAUCUGCCAUGGACGUUGCAGCAGCUACAUACAGGUUUCUGGCUCGAGAAUGUGGCAAAUGGAGAGAAGCUGCAUGUGCUGUCAGGAGAGCGGCGAACGUGAGGCAACGGUUUCUCUUUUCUGUCCCAAAGAAAAACGCAAGUUUCGAAAAAUAACAACGAAGGCACCACUGGAAUGCAUGUGUCGUCCAUGCACUGGUAUCGAAGAAUAUUCAGUAAUACCUCAAGAAAUCGCAGGUUUUGCUGAAGAAGGACCCCUGACCAGUUCAGCACAUUUUAGAAGAUCUUCUGUGCUUUAAUAAAAAAAUACAACGUAUAGUUAUUGAAUAAUCGACCAACACCAAUACUCAGUACGAAAAAUUCCGGAUUCGAGCAAAUGAUAAAUGAAAGAAAUUGUCAUUUUCAUAAAUUAUUUCGCGUAACUUAGCACCUUCUUUAUUUUUUUUUUUCAUACAUAACAUAAGAUGAAAUGAGAAUUACCUGUUAAUGAAUCAUAAACUUCAGGAAAUAAGAAACGUUAAUAUUUUGAGCAUGAAAAUAGAAGAGUUGAAAAAAUAUAAUUUCCAUUUGACUAUCCACUGAACAAGGUUUCCAAAUGAAUGAAGAAAAUAUAUCCCUUUUAUCCUCUGGCAUGGAGUUAUUUUUUUUUAUUCUUUAUUAUAGAUAUGAUUUAAUAUAGAAGGUGUAUGUGUUUGCAUGUUUAUAGUGUAUUAUUUCUGAAUUCUUAGCGUUCAAUUUUUCAUUUAUUUAUAUUCAUACCCAUAUACAUAUACAUAUAGGCAAUUACAAAUAUGUAUAUAUAUAAAUAUAUAUAUAUAUGUGUAAUUCAUUUAUUGACCGAUGAAUAAAAAAGUAGUGUGAAAAUAUGCAACGGAUCUUUUCACGAUUCCUCUUGGCCCCUCAAGAGUUAAUUGCACAUUUAACACUACCCAUUUGUUCAUCAAAUGACAUCAUCAUCACCUUAACUUUUUCUUUACUAUGUAGCUAUGUUUAUUUACAAUAUUAUAACAUCCUCUUGUUUUUUUUUUGUCAGAGUUAGGUAUCAUCCCUCACACCCUCGAACUUCCAUCCCAUUCAAUUUUUCGCUCCUGCAUUUUUUUUUCAUUUUAAUAAUUAUUAUUCUAUACCUUUAUUCAACAACUUCAGUACUCUCGUAUAAAUUAUACUAGAAUUGUAUAAUAUAUUUAUUUAUAAUUUUAUUAUUAAUUAUUUAUUUAUUCAUUAUCUAAUUCGUGCACCACUUUGAGGGGGUCUUGACAAAAUAAUCGACAAAAUAACGGAGUGGGUGUUUGUAUGGAACGUCUUUGAGAAUCAGAUCAUGGGAUGAAAAUGAUAGAUUCAUUUGAGUACAACAAAAGAUGGUUUUGAGGAAAAAAAGAGCAUGUAGAUCACCCCAUGGAUUGAAAUGCUUACAUUUGCUCGAGUAAUAUGUCGUAUUUUCAGGGGUAGGAGGCAAAAUUAUAUUAAAUUCACAUCAUCGUUCGCUCAUUAUUUUUUUUAAUUAUUUUCCUCUUAUGUUCGUAGUUUAACGGAGUGUAAAAAAUGAACGUACAAUGUUCAGCUGUCCGUGUCUAUGCGCGGUCAUUUUCUGUUGAUUCACCUAUCUUUUACACUCUAAUAAAAAAUUACAGAGACAAAAAAGACUCGAGACACGGAUCCUGCGAACACUUACAGCGAUGAUUUAUUUUAUUUUAUAUUUCAAAAUCAUUUUGUCGCACUUUUGAAGAUUUUCAUACAUUAUCGUUCGUCCAUUGAGUGAGUAACUACAGUAUGGCGAUUCCAUCCAGUGAAUCUAUAAAUUUACUUGCAAAAGUUGGUGAUGCGACUCAAUUCAUUUAUGUACAUGCAAAAUAAAAAAUGAUCAUUUAUGUACCUAGGCGUCUUAUUUAUCUGUAACCGUUGUUUGAUCAUUCAUUUUUCGGAAUUCAUACCUCAAUGAAUAACUUCUCAUCAAUACGCCAAAAGGGAAUCUAUAAGAGAAAUGGGGCGAAAGAAUCAAAUGAUUUUCAGUAAUAACGAGAAAAUGUUUCAUGUUGGGGAAUAUCGAGUUGAGACAACUGAUUCCGCCAAAAAAUUUUCUCGCCUUUCCACUUGAUUGAAAAUCUUCAUGUCAUCGCCCCGACCAGCCGGGCGUCGAUCAAUAUGACGAUAACUUCUCAUUGGAUAUCCACCCACGAUCACGACACGAUUAUUCUGUGUCUAUUUUUCUCUAUCUACUCCUCCCAAUUUGUUGGCUAAAGUAAUUCCAUCGAAAAAUCAUAAUAGAUUGUAUUCCCUUUCCUCACCAAUAAUAUACUAUCUACAAUAAUUAUACGUGCAGGCGAGUACUCGCCGUGCCGUCCAUGUAUUCAUCUCAGUUAUCCUUCAUUUGCAUUGACAAAUUAAUCAUGUGGUUUUUCCGGACCUCCAUGCAAUGUCAGUCGGUCUAAAAAAAACUCAUCCGAGUCUCGACGUACACAAUAUAUAUCAUAUAUAUUCCUCAUUCAAACGGUAGUCACAAGUUCACGUUCAUAAAAAAAACUCACAUGAGCAAACGUCCAAACAUUCGUUUCCAUUCCGUUCAUACAGUUCACUUUCCUAAUUAAUCCUAUUGUUUUUUUUUUCUUUAUAAAUAAUUAGGGCUGUUUUGAAAAAUAGUAACGUUUCGUUAAAGCACAUUAUUUUCAGUGUUCCGUAAUGAUGCUGUGGAUCACCUCUUAAUCAAGUUAUUAGAACAAUUGUUGUUUUUUUACUCUCAAUUUUUUUUGCUGGCUCAGUCAAAGUUUGCUCACUUAAGAAAGUAAUGUUGGACUGACUGAUUUCACUUUUUGGAGAAGAACCGUCACAAUAUCGUCUAUUUUUUUUUUAUCAAUGUACUCAUUAUAAAUCGUUCUUUAUUUUUAUUAUUGUUGCUAUUGUUAUCAAUGAUUGACCGUGCAAAAAAGCGUAGAGCUUUUAUCAAUGCGUCGUUACGUCUUCAUUUUACAUGAGCACAAA